Molecule: messenger RNA, 1388 nt
Organism: Salvia miltiorrhiza (redroot sage)
Lineage: Eukaryota; Viridiplantae; Streptophyta; Magnoliopsida; Lamiales; Lamiaceae
Product: transcription factor bHLH63
Exons: 7
Coding region: 1-1203 (400 amino acids)
Biological process (GO): regulation of DNA-templated transcription
Cellular component (GO): nucleus
Molecular function (GO): DNA-binding transcription factor activity; protein dimerization activity
Source: RefSeq, a predicted model, not a curated record
AUGAACAGUGGUUUGCCGGAGAUGUUGCAUUGCCUCAGCUCGACGUCGGAAAACUGCGAAAUGAGCGUGCUCGAGCGGCAGCGCUCGCGCCUCAAGUGGCAGCAAGAGCAGCUGAGCCAACAACAGCCACCAAUCCUACCUUACUUCAAUGGCAACGACCAGCUCAGCUACUUAGGCUUCCACGGCGAUCAAGACCUCUGCGAGCUGGUGGUGAACGGCGGCGCGAUGAAGCCGGACCCCGGCAUCGAAAACGACGACUUCCGGAGGUUUCUGAAUUAUGGCAACGGUGGUGACUUGGAAAUGAGCUGCAAUCUCCCUAGAACUGUCAGCUGCCCGCCCAAUGUGGCGGCCAGCGUCGACUCGGCCGCCGGGAAAGAGAGCUGCAAGAAGAGGAAGGCUGACAAAAGCCACAACCUCAAGAUAGCUGCAGAGGAGAAAAAGAUGAAGGGAUGCGCAGAGGAGGAAUCUAAGAUGACAGAGCAAAACAGCAACAGCAAAAGCACCACCACCACCAUUAGCACUUCAGCUAACAAGAACAGCAAAGGAAUGUCAUCUGCUAAUGCGAAGAAGGUCGCCGACGCGCCAAAGACCGAUUACAUCCACGUCCGGGCGCGUCGCGGCCAGGCAACUGACAGCCAUAGCUUGGCUGAAAGAGUUCGACGCGAGAAAAUAAGUGAGAGGAUGAAAUACCUGCAAGAUUUGGUCCCCGGGUGCAACAAGGUCACCGGGAAAGCCGGUAUGCUCGACGAGAUCAUCAACUAUGUGCAAUCCCUGCAAAGACAAGUAGAGUUUUUGUCAAUGAAAUUAGCUGCAAUCAAUCCAAGGCUGGAUUUUGACAUCGAAAACUAUCUACUUAAAGAGAUUUUUCCUGCCUGUGCUCCGGCAGUCGAGGCCUCGUCAACUGGCAUGAUCGAUCAUUGCCACCUGCAGUUCAAUACACCAGUACAAGGAGUUACGGGUUCGGGUCUAGAAAUGGCUGUGGAUCCAAUGGAUGCCACGCUUAGGAGAACCAUAAGUGCCCCUGUAACAGUCCCACAAACAUUUCUUGAUCCAUCCAGUUUGAAUCAAAUUCAGCACGUAACAUGGGAGGAUGAGUUGCAGAAUCUCUACAGUAUGGAGUACCAACAAGGAAGAUCUGCAUCAUUUAUUUCUCAGCAAAUUACAGGUUACCUCGAGGCAAACCAUGUAAAGCUGGAGAUGUGAAUCAAAUAUACAGAUUCUUGAAUUGAACAAAGUCCAAUUCAAAAGUGUUGCCGAUCCUCAAAUUUUUCACCCCCUUCGGAAGCUACAUGUCGUGUAUAUUGCACCUACGUGUAUAUUUAGUGACAAAUAUUAGCAAUGAUUAUGAUUAGUAAAGAUAAUGAAAGAUAGCGCAAUUUUGUAUCAAA